Messenger RNA from Cheilinus undulatus (humphead wrasse), 2743 nucleotides. Its product is annotated as chromobox protein homolog 2-like. The transcript is spliced from 4 exons. Gene Ontology annotation, cellular component: PRC1 complex; heterochromatin. The record is from RefSeq and is a predicted model, not a curated record. The coding region runs from base 1 to 1473 and encodes 490 amino acids. Lineage: Eukaryota; Metazoa; Chordata; Actinopteri; Labriformes; Labridae. Gene Ontology annotation, biological process: negative regulation of transcription by RNA polymerase II.
AUGGUAUCCUUGGAUAUUGCUAGAAUGCACAACAGUUGGGAGCCAGAGGAAAAUAUUUUGGAUCCAAGGUUACUGGCAGCGUUUCAUAAGAGAGAACAAGAGAGGGAGCUGCUGUUCCAGAAAAAAGGAAAGAGGCCCCGGGGACGUCCACGAAAGAUCCUGCCGCCUCCCCCCGCUGUGACUAAAGACCGCUCCUCGUCCUCCUCUUCCUCCGGCCUCUCAUCGUCUGCCUCUUCCUCCGAUGAUGAGGAUCACUCAAAGAAGUCCAAGCCGGCCCCCCGCGCCCACCCCGUCCCGCAGAAGAGGCCUCAGAUCCUCCUGGCCAAACCGGAGCCGCCACGCAAGAAGAAGCGUGGGAGGAAGCCGCUCCACCCUGACCUGAAGGCGCUGAGGCAAGCCAAGAGCAGACCGUCCCCUCCUCCUCCCCCUCCCCCGCCCCCACCACGGCACCACCAGGCCCUCAGACUGCCCAGGGACGAGCCCCGCCCCGGGGUGAAGAAGCCGCUGCAGCCGGCCAGCUUCACCUACACCGGGCUGAGCCGCAGCUCCAGAGAGGACGCCGCCGCCCACACCACCUCCAGCUUCUCCCAGAGUUCCGCCUCCAAGUCUGGACCUGUCAGCAGCAUGUGGACGAGUCGCUCCAUGUCGCCGUCCUCCUCGUCCUAUAAGAGCGGUCCAUCCUCUCACAGUAAAAACUCUCUGUCUGAGCUGAAGCGCUCGCUCUCGGAAACCUCCGGAAACAGAGAUGGCUUCAAGGGGGGCGGGGCCCUGAUGCACAGCGGUUUCAGUCAGACGGUGCCACGCUCCUCACUGAGUCACAGGAGGACAGAAGGAGGAGCAUCCCAAGCCGGGGCGCUUCAGCACAAACAGCAGAGCCUUUCCAAACCGUCGUCAUCGCCAACGCCACGAGACCGAGCCAGCCAGGCUCUCAGCCUGCGGGCGCUCAACCUGCAGAGCGUCAGCAAGACGCCAACCAGCAGCAGCGCCGCCGCAGCUGCAGCGUCUAGAGCAAGUCUACGGAGUGGCGGCGUGGCAGUUAAAGGAGGCGGCGUGAAAGAGACUCGAACAUCCUCAGUGCAGCGCUCCAGCAUGUCUGCAGGCGGCGCUGCAGAGCACAGCAGGGUGAGAGACGACCGCGGGAAGGAAGUGUCAGCAGAGAGUAAGAAGCUGGGCAGCGGCGUGGAGAGGAAACACGGUCUCGGCUCGCAAACACGCAGCCUGAACGAGCUCAGCACCGGAGACUCUGACGAAACCAGCAGCAGCGAAUCAGAGCACGGCGCCUCCCUGUUUCCAAACAUCAGCCGGCCCAGCUACGGAGACGACGCCACAGAGUCGGACACGGAGACGGACUGGAGGCCGGCCCACAGCCUCCUGGAGCACGUGUUCGUCACAGACGUCACCGCCAACUUCAUCACGGUUACGGUGAAGGAGUCGCCGACCAGCGUGGGAUUCUUCAACUCCAGAAAUCACUGAAGGAAGGAAACAACCCCUCACAACCCGUCUUCUACAGUUCUCAGUGUUCCUACGGCGCCAUGCACGCCACUUGACAGAAACGUGCACAAAAUGUUCCGGAACUUUUUUUAGAGUCCGGACAAACGGACAGAUCCCACGGUUUCAUUCAGAUGGAAAAAAAGACGGAAACAUAAAAGAAAUGUAGGAACCCUGAUGUUUGACCCCGUUUACACCUGUUUGAACAUGCAGCUUUUCUACGGCGGCCCUGAAUGUCAACUGCUAAAACAUGUCAGUGAUGCACAAAAACAUUUCAUCAACUGCAUUAAACAUUUCAGAAGAAUACUUUAUGAAACACCAAAGUGUCUGAAACAAACAAGAAAACUGUUUUAAGUGAGACAAAAAUACAUAAAUGUAAAAUAAAUAACAGUAAAAACAUUUAACCAAAUGGAAAAAGUCAUGACAUACAAAAGCUUUCUGUGAAGACAAAACAUUUUAGUGAAACUCUAAAAGAUCUAAUUAUAGACUUAGGAAUAUUAACCAUUUAACCAUAUUUGUGUUAAAAAUAUUUAACAAAAAAAUGAAACUUUUUUAUCAUACCCGAGACAAAAACUCUUUAAAAUGUAAAAAUACUUUGGGAAGGGCAGGAUCACUUAUUGACCUGUGCAUAUGUCCUGUCUCUCUUCAACUGUCCUUUCAAAAUAAAAACUAAAAGCUUUAAUAAACUACCCUGCAUAAAAAAUUUAAAAAAAUGAAAAUAUGUUGUUGUGACAUGAUAAAAUAUUCCCUGAAAUACAAAAACAUUUUGUGCUGCACGAAAAUAGGGAAUGGAGUGAUUUAAUUUAUUUUAUCAUCUUUAUUAUUAUUAUUAUUUUGAAACAUGUAAACAUGUUUUUUAAAUGUGUUGUAUCAUUUCAAAGACGGUAAAAACAUUUGUGAAAAACCAAUGCUGUUUAACUUUUUAUUAGGAACACAAAUUUAGUGUAACAUUUUUGAAAACACAAAAACCUCAUAAAUAUUUUUUAAAAUAUCCAAAACAUUUCUCGAAGCAUUUUGUCAAAUGCAGAUUACUUUCUGAGAUGCAAUAAAUUCCAGGAAAUCAAAAAAAACAAAGCGAAACACAAAAAACCUUUUAAAAUUUAAAAAUAAUUUUUCGAAAUGCAGAAAUACUUGGUGAAACAUUUGAAAAGCAAAAAAAAGUGAAAAACCACAGUGCUAAAAAAUUCUGAAUAAGCUAAAACAUUUCAGGAAAGAUUUCUUAAAAAACAAAAAAAAUUACAAAUUAUUUUGUAAA